UACAGUGAGAUGUUUGCUUGGAGACGAACAGCUAUACAAAUGUGACAGAUUUCCAAACGCUUCUAAAUACCAAAUAAUUAACAUGGCUGCUUUAAGGAAAGAAGGAAGCUCUCCUAUAAUAACCGCAGCCGUAAGCUGCUCCCGCUUGCGACAGGUCCAGGCACUGUUGAGGGAUGAUGUUAAUACCGCUCCAGAUGGCAUCCUCUGUUCCCUGGGUAUUGACAGCCGCUACAAUGAUGGCUGCAGCGAGCUAGCCAGCUACCUUUUCUGUGGCCUAUAUAAACGGAACCAUUUUGACAUGGAGCAGGUCCCAGAGGACUUUCCAGAAGAGGAUGUGCUAGAUGAUGUGGUCAUCCUUAUUAAGGCAGAGUGUGUGCAUCUGUACUGCAACCCUGUGAAUUAUGGCUACCUGCUUCCAUAUGUAUCUCACUGGAGGAAUCUGCACCUCCACUGUCUGACUGAGACAGAGUAUGAGGAUGAAGAGGCAGCAGAGGAAUUUAAGAUUUCAAGCUUUGUGUCCAUGGUUCAAGACUGCCAUUGUAUUGGAAUCCCCUACAGUUCCCAUGGCCAUGUUCAGACCUUUGACAUGUUUAUGUUGGAGAAAUGGCCUCUCAUUCAGGCAUUUGCACUAGAAGGAAUAGGUGCUGGAGUGUUUUUCACCAUGAAAUACAAGCUGACAGAUGUGAGUCAGAGACUCUGGCAAGUCUAUAGCAAAUUAGACCCAGUGUCCUUAGACAAGCUUCUCAAUGAGGACCUGCAGCAGUUUGAAAGACAGUGGAGCUGCCUGUUCUCCAGUAUGGAAAUAGAGAGUGCACUGUCCAUGCAGGAACUGUCAGAGGCCCAAGUUGCAGAGCCUUUCAGAACAUAUUAUUCGCAUGGUCUCAUUUCCAGCAAUAUCACAGACACGAGUAAAAGUAGGCAGCCGUUUGUCUUGUUUGGGAGUCACUCAGCUAAGGAAGAUCUGGAGAAUUACUGUUUCACCUUCCCCUCUGAAGGCCACCAGGUCCGCAACACUGGGCUCAGUGGGGGCGUCACCAAACACAUGCUGCUACAGUGCGUGGCCCCAAAAGGGCCACUGGCCUGUGCUCGAACCUAUUUCUUUGGAAGCUCUCACGUCCCAUACCUGGGAAAUGACAACACCCAGCAGAAGAGCACUGAGCUCCAGCUGCUUUCACAAAUCUACUCAGCUGCAGUUCAGUCUGUACUGGCAGGAAUCAAAUGUUUUUCCAUCAACUCCAGUGCUAGUAAGGCAAAGGAUGUAGCAGAGCAAACAUUUCAGCUGGCCUUGGACAAAUUUGGGUUGAUUCAGUACAAGGGAGCUCUCAGGUCCAAAGCAGUGUUUAACAUACAGGCGGUGAACAAUGUUGGAAUAAUUAUUCCACUCAGUGAUGAGGACAGUCGCUUUCUGGUUAAAACUGCUUCCAUGGUGGUGUAUGAUAUCCCAGAACUCCAGUGUGGAAGAAACCUGGGAUCAGUAGUUUUCUCUGAGUCCUUUCUAGACUCCAGUGUUUACAUUCAGCAGAGAGAUGGCGCGCUUUCCUCAGACUGCUGUUUUACUGUGCUCACCUCCUCAGUUCCUCGCCAUGUCUGCUGGCUGGUGGAUGAGGCUGAUGUGCGAAUGUCUGAACAGGCUCAGACUAUGCUGAAGGAAGUGAAUAGUACAUGUUUAGGCAUUCCUCUGACAGUGAGAGACUCUGCCUAUAUGUUCUCCAACAGCCUGCUGUCUACACCUGAGGAAGGGAAGCUGGUGUUUUUCUCUGAGGGUAUCCUGUUUGUACAUCCACAUCAUGGCUCCAUCACACUCUCUAUGAGUCAUAUCGACACCAUUAAACUCCAUGAUGAGGGCUCUUUGUCUGAUAUGUCAAUGCUGUUUAUAGAGUAUCAGACCUCUCUGCUACCACACCUUCCAUUCCCUUUGCACAGCAAUGAGCACUCUCUGGCUAUUGCGCUACUGCCCAGAACCAAGAGCUACAAAAGCUUCUAUUCACAGGUCCUGCCAGCUUGGCGUAAGUCAGACUCUGGGCUGAGAGUGCAACAUGUUCUACAUGAUCAGCUGAGCCCUGAGCACAAGAGCAUGUACUUCAGGCUGUUGAAGCUUCAUGAGACACAUGCUCCAGCAGCAAUUAGCCACAAAGCUGUUCUGAAGACUGCUUAUCCACUGCUACCAGAGCAGGAAAGGUUCCAACUGCAUUUUGCCAUCAGCAGUAGUGUGGGUGAAGAGUCUGUCUGUAGCGACCACCUGUCUACUGUCUUUUCAGACAUAGUGUCUGACAGCACCAAACCUGAAUCCAAAAAAAAGGUGGUCCUCACGGUCAUUGCAGGCUUGCUGGGCAGUCAUAAGGAGAAUCUGUGUAAUUUCUUGAUGGAAGUGAAUCAGAAAAGUGCCAGAUGGGAGGUGUUUUGCCCUACUUUGGAGCGCUCAGAGGAGUUCAGUGCACCACAUCUGCAGAGGUUCCUAAGCAGCCUUGUGGCAAAACAGAGAGAUUACUCCUCCAGAGUUCUGCUGCUUAUACCAGGGUACACUGAUGUGCUGGAUGUAAUCCAAACUAUCACGGCUCAUCCAGACCCCCUAGUUCACAGCCGAAUAACAGUUGGUGCCAUCUCAGCCUGUGUCAACCCACUCACGUCCUUCAUUAAACACAGGCUUCUCUUCCCAAAACUACUGGAGCAGUGCAGUCAUGGAAUUGUCAGCAAUGUUGUCUUCACGGGUUUGACUACCGAGCAGAAGCACCCACUUCUGAAACACAUGCAGCAGCUGGUCCGGGCAGCCAAUCCCAGAACAGCAUUUAUCUUAGCAGAGAAAGGGGCUGUCAGAAGGACUGAAGACAUGAGGCUUAUCCUGAAUGACAGCAGUUUCUCACAGUCUCAUAUGAUCAAUGCACGAUACCUACUGUAUCCUGGCUGGUGGGAAGGCAGGUUUGUGUCUGGAAGUGGCUUUUUGUCUAUGUCUCAGCACUGUAUUGAGUUCAGUCGUCCAUUGGAGAGAGCAUUAUUUCUGCAGAACUGCAAAGGUACAUCUCUGAAAUCCUCUCUCAAACCCAGCCCUUUCACAGGAAACAUCUAUCACAUAAGUGGGAAAGUGCUGUUUUCAGACAAUGACAGACUGAUGGUAGUUAACUGUAACUCUAUCAGUGGGAAUGUGACCAUUGCCACUGAUCAAGGGACUCAACAUGUCUCAUGGACAACAGAGAACUGUUACCUAAUGUUUCAUGGAGUGGGGCUCACCCAGGAGGCCCUGAAAGACUGGCUCCGGCAUUCUGCCAAACAGAAAGUGCCAAAGAAGUUAAAGAAGAACCACAGAACGCUGACCCCACAGGAGAUCAAAUACAUUCAUGUGAAAAGGCACCUGGAUCCUCUCCCUCCUGGUUACUUCUACAACGGUCAUCACUUUGUCAGUUUCUAUGGAGAGAAACAGAAUUUCCAUCCUCUGAUGGACCAGUUCAUAGAGGAAUACGUGCAGCAGGCCAAUAAGGAGAUUGAGUGCUUCAACAGAGAGGUGGACCUUCAGCCACAUGCUGACCUCUUUGACCCUUAAUCCCCUCAUCUGACAAAUUCACUUGCUGGGGGGGAAAUAUACAUUUUCAGAUCGAGGGAAGGGAAGGAUUUAGCUCACAGCCAUAAAUGGAAUAAAAAAAAUCAAGGCCUGAUGAGAGAUAAUUGCCCAAUAUGCCAUGACUGUAAAUAGUACCAAUGAGAAAACUGAAAUGUAAUUCUGCAGCAUAAAAACUGUAAUGCAAGGCCUGUGUAAAGCCAAGAAAUGUAAUCUAAUGUCUCAUCACAGAUGGGUCAGACAUUCCACUAAAUUCCACUAGUUUUCUGUCUUUAUGACGAGAUCAGUGAUCAAGUCCACACAUUCCUUAGAUACAAAGGAUCCCCCCAGAUUGUGUGUCUUUGGCAGUGUACAUAUUGGUGAUACUCCAUUGUGAUGAGUCCUCCCUGCAAUGUUGCAUAUCGCCUUAAAAUUAGCCUUGGUUGUCCCACUGUAAUUCCAGUGCCUAGCAGACAUAUUGAGCUGAAUUUUAAUUAAGUUUGUGAGUGAGGCUGAAUGUGAUUAAACAGGCAGAGGGCUCAUUUCCAGCCACGUGCAUCUGGAAAGGCAGGUGCACUGCACCUGCCCUCAGUCAGCUUCUUUAUAUCUGUCCACUCCCGCUGCGAAGAUCAAGGCUGAGGAUCUCUCAUCUGCUGCAGAUCUUAAGUACACACUGUAGUUCUUUUUCCAGCCAUUCUGAAACGAUCAACUAACACUGCAGUACUUAAAGCACACAACCCCAUUUUGGGAGAGGGGGUCAAGGGUAUGGGUUUAUCGGGGUAUAAUUCAAGAGGGUUGAUGGAGGGUUAUUAGGGGUACUAAUUUGUUCUUAAUCAGAUUGAGUAUUUGAUGUUGGGUUGGUGUGUAGCACCAGAGAUUGGUUUGGUGGGUUUGUGUUAAGCCUGUUCUUGCCGAGUCUUUAUUGGUAAUAAGGCAUGGCUGUACUGAAGCCUGUACUGGCAGAAGCAGAGUUAGUGUGUGUUUAUCUCACCUCCAUAGAAGCUGAUCUGUACUGUACUAGAUCCGUACUGUUCAGUAUUAUGGUCAUAUUUUAGCUCUGUGCUGGGGUGUAUGUCUUUCUAUGCAUGUUUACUAACUAAUCACACACAGCAGGGGGGCAGCAGUGUCUGCACACACAUAUUUGACAUUUUGUCUUUUAAGACAAGCCUUAAAAAAGCUCAAAGAUGAAAAUGUUGCUUUUUAAACUAUUAUUACGCUACUAAAGUGUACUAAAGGUCGUGAGGGUUGCACUUCCAAAGAACUUGGACACUGCUGGUCUCCUCUGUGCUGCAAUAUACAAGUGAAUUUCUAUACUAGUGUUAAAACACUACAUAGUUUAGCAGUUCUCACUCACCAAGCCAUAUUCACAAGUUUGUCUGAGAUUUAUGAGCUACAUAGUGGCAAUGUCACUAUGGACACUUAUUUUUAUUUUAUUUUUUUACUUUUGCUAUGGAGAUUUACAAUAUAGUAAACCUGCCUUUGUCUCCUGAGACUUUGUCUCUUGACACUUAUGUAUCUUUUCAGUAUGCAAGUGCAAUUUUACUCAAGACUGCCCUGAUAUGAACAAACUCUGAAAGGAUGUUGCUGAGAAUGUAGAUCUACUUUAAACCAAUAAGCAAUGAGAACUACUCACUAACAGGUGAUAUUAGUGAGUGCAGUUAGAGAUUAGAAGGAAGCAGUCAUUUUACUCUAGCUUUCAGACUGAACACAUGCUAAAAAAAAACUUGACGCAGCGCAUUGAAUUGAAUAGAACGCAGGUGUCUUUAUGUGUUUUUAAAUGUUGAAAACACUCGGUCUCGAAACACAGUUGGUUUGAAUGGCCCUUUACAGUGGUGUUGCUUUCAGAGUUGGAUUCUACACAGCAGCUUUCCUUAAAGGGUACAGGGCUACGUAACAUUUACAUAAUAUGUAGUUUAAAGUAGCAGCCAUUUUUAGCACAUACUAUCUGCAUGUGUUAAGAUGUCUUGUCGAGUUCUAUUUAUGCUCACAGAAAUGCCUUUCACCAAACUGGAACAACAAAGAAAUCGCAAGAGUUUAAUCUAUUUUUCAUAUUGGAAAGAAACAGUUUAUCUUAAGAGAAGUGCAAAUUUUAUUUUUCUAAUGCUGUGAAAUCAAUUAAAUUGGAGACAGGUGAUAGUAAUCCUGGGUGAGGCAGAUGAUCUCCUGAGAGAGAGAGAUUUUGGCUGCCGCUGCAGAGUCUUGGCUGAGAGCAGGGGCAUCCCUACACAGAGCUAAGCCCCAGUGUUGGUGAAAGGUUAUGAGUUAUUUGUCUAUGUAAGUGUAAUGGGCCAGUGGGAUCUGCUGAGUAACAGAAAGGCACUGGAGGGCAACAGUAAAAUUCAAAGACAAAGAAAUAAAUUAUUGUCUCAGACUUGAGUUGAUGGAUUUAGAGGGUAUGUUUUGGUGUUUGUUUAUGAAGCUUUUUCUUCAUAGUUGAAUAGAUGAACACCAUGAAUCUGGCUGUUGAUCCUUAUUGUAGAGGAUUCUAGUGAGGCCCUCCAGAGGCAGUUCCUGGUAUUACAUGCUAAACCCCCCUCUGGACCACACAGCUGUAACUGUGGAGCUGAGGUUAGAGGAAUAAAACAGAGUUUGGUGGAAAGAAUUCGACAUUUAUAUGUCAAGAAUAAUCUUAAAUUAGAAGCUGCAAUGCUAUUCAGAUUAGAAGGAUACCUUUUUGUUGUUGUUGUUGUUGAACAAAACCCGGCCUGGGUUCAAAAAGGUAAAAUUUUGAAAUUGAGCACUUUGUUGAGACUGAAAUCAGAAUUCUGAGUCUCUACCUUGCUUUUGGUGGCAUGCUAUUAUUAUUACAUAAAUGUCCUGAUUUUCUGUGGUCAUUAAAGACUUGUUCCUGACCAAACUAUUUUAUCUUGUCCAUUCUCCAGCCCCUAAAGCCUGCGGAUCAAUUCAUUUUUUAACAACCAUUUAGAGGCUGAUUUUAGAGGCUGAUUCUUCAGACAGUACGUGUCUUGUGUUCUCAGGUAAUUAGUAGAGUUGGCAACACCAGCAUAGAACUUUUAUUUCUAACAUCCAUCACAACUGACCUAGAUUGUGCAUUGUGUUGUGGUUGUGACAUGCAGUGUUUCUGGGGGCUGCAGUAAAAUUAGGACAAGCUAAAGGGCUAAAUGAUUUAAAUUGCAGCUGUCUGGCUGGGGACAAGCCUGAAAAAUCCUUGUGAAGCCUGAAAAUUGAAAUAGCUACAAAUAUAGAUGUAAUUAGAUAUAAGCUAUUUGCACAAAGCUAAACAUGUACCCGAAAGGUCAUGUAUUAGCAUUAUGGUGAGCCAUUGGACCUUUUUUUUUUUAUUAUAGAUUCCCAAGACUUUACCUCAAAAUCAGAAUAUCCAGUGCUAGGAAUUCAUGAUGUCUUUGCUAUCUUUAUAACUGAAAAAUAUUUCAAAUGGUUCUACUUGAAAAGUGGCAAAAGUUUUGAAAUGGCUUUUUAAGGGGUUCAACAAAGAUUUGUGAAAUUCUAAAUUUGAGUGUUGUUUGCACGGAACUACUGUAACUCCUGUUUUCUCCUGUGACUGAUGCUUUUUUCUAAUAUAUAUGUUGUAUUUAUGACUAAACGCAUUAAAAUAUUUAUAAGCUAC
Molecule: messenger RNA, 7118 nt
Organism: Myxocyprinus asiaticus (Chinese sucker)
Lineage: Eukaryota; Metazoa; Chordata; Actinopteri; Cypriniformes; Catostomidae
Product: dynein axonemal assembly factor 9-like
Exons: 37
Coding region: 83-3535 (1150 amino acids)
Source: RefSeq, a predicted model, not a curated record